AACAUCAUCAAUCAGCUGCGUAGUUUCUAAUUUAGCUCUGUGUUUUCUGGUUUUCUCCCAUCUUAGUAAAGAAAUCUGUAUUUUUAUUAAAGAUGGGUAAUGAAAGUUCCUUGCCAAUGGAGCUUUGCUCUAAUUUUGAUGCCGAUGAAAUUAGAAGGUUAGGCAAGAGAUUUCGUAAGUUGGAUCUUGACAAUUCAGGAGCCUUGAGUAUAGAUGAGUUCAUGUCAUUACCAGAACUUCAACAGAACCCUCUGGUACAACGUGUCAUAGACAUAUUUGAUGAAGAUGGAAAUGGCGAGGUCGACUUCAAAGAGUUCAUUCAGGGAGUGUCUCAGUUCAGUGUCAAAGGAGACAAGGAGUCGAAACUGAGGUUUGCGUUCAGAAUCUACGACAUGGACAAUGAUGGGUUCAUCUCUAACGGGGAGCUGUUCCAGGUGUUGAAGAUGAUGGUGGGAAACAACCUGAAAGACACGCAGCUACAGCAGAUAGUGGACAAAACCAUACUGUUCGCAGAUAAGGACGAAGAUGGAAAAAUCAAUUUUGAAGAAUUUUGCAAUGUUGUUGGAAACACGGAUAUACACAAGAAGAUGGUAGUGGACGUUUAAAUCAUCGCUGCCCUUCAGUAUUUCUUCUUCAACCCGCAAUACACGUUUUUGUGUGAUUAUCAGAUAAUUCAUCUAAUUGCAAAACAUCAUCAUUUUAAUCAUCAGAGAGUUUUGUCUCUAAACUGUUUUUCUGCGCUGACAGUAUUAUAAUGGGUCAAGAACUGUACCAAGGUUUAUUGAUUUGGUUUUCUGUCUGUAAGAGAUUUCAUGAACCAAACCCCAUAAUUUAGUUGGCUAGUUAUGUAUCAGUUUUCAAAAUUAAAAUAAGGUCCCUCACAAAAAAUAUCAAAGACGUAUUUGAAAUUUCUGUCAUAUGUUUAGGGAUGAAAAUAUACUAUGUUAUUGUUUGAAAACUGCCAAUAUUCACCAAAAAAUGGCCAAAAGUAUGAGAUUGUUUUUUCCAACUAAUGUUUUUGAUGAUAGCUAUUCACUCUGCAAAAACCUAGUUACAAACUUGGAAUAGUGCUAAACUAUUGUCUAAAAUUGUAUUUUAUCAAUUUAAAAAACAUAGUAGAUUUUCAAAGGAUAGAAUUCAGCUUUUUUCUUUUUGAGUUCCUAGGCGUUAUGGGUACUGGAAAAAAUCUGUGACUAUGAAAGAAAACACAAAGAAAUCUUGCACUAAAGUAAACCACUGAAACAUCAAUGAUUUGUAUUUCAAUACUUUUGCUAUUUCAUUGAAAUUUGGUACCGGUAACAUGUUUGGAUUCUAUUGAACCAACCUAUGUGGUUUAAUAUAAGACGAAUUAUCAGCAUUUUACUGUGACUUUUUGUGUACAUAUACUUCCUUGGCUCUAUUUUUUUGUGGUUUAGCCAGACUCACCUACAAAAUUCCUUUUCAUAAUUAAUUGUCAAAAUCAAUGGUAUAUUUUUUCUGCUUCUGUUUUAAUGAGUGAGUAUAAUUACAUGUAUUUUUUUUAAUAUUAAGUGUUACAACAAUGAAAAGACAAGACGUACGUUUUCUUGUUUCAGUAUAAACUAGUAGUUUUUCUAUUAAUGACUUUUAAGGUGUACUUGUUGGUUACAUAGUUUUGAAAUUAGCUUUUUUAAAGUUUUAGUGUUUUAGUCGGAAAUAUGCAUUGUAAAGCCACAGUUAUGAGAUAAUAUUGUUCUAACUGUAGGCCAGCAGGAUUUUGAUCAAUUAGUCAGUUAACACGUUCGCUACCGAGCGACGCACAUUUGCGUCGGUCCGGUCACUCCUACAGACUAAAAGGAAUGAUCAUGACGUUCCUUACAGACCAAGUGAUAUAGGAAUAACAUUGCCGACAGACCAAAAGAGAAAUAUCGUUUAAAUGGACUAAUUGACUUCAUAAUAACCUUAAGUGAAUUAGUAAGCAAUAUUGUUUUUAUUUUUCAUUAUGACCAAAUUUUAAAACGCCGCAUAUAUGCGUCGGUCAGUCUAUUUAAUGAAAUCCAGUUAAAAAGAUUACAUUUUCGUUUCAAUAGACCAGGCGAAGCACGUAAGCGUCGUUGUAAAUUUGGUUGUUUCAAGCUUUUACACAAACAAAUAAAGAAACUCCACUAAACACUAGCCAAAACUGCAAAGGUUAUAACGUUUACAUCUGUUCUGUGAUGUCGCGGAAUACACAAUCUAAACAACAAUGUUGCCAACUGUUGUGUGACGUAACCAAUCGUCAUAUCCACAGACCAAGCGACGCACAUUUGCGGCAGAUAUCCCUCUAGACUGAUACGAUAAAAUCCGAGCUUUAAAAUAGACCGUUGCUAAGAAAUACGUUGUUUAAUAACAUUAGAACACUGACGCAAAUGUGCGUCGUUAGUCUAUUUCAAUGUGACCAGCUGACGCAAAUAUGCGUCGGUGGUCUAUUGUGAGAAACGAGUAGACGCACAAUUGCGUCGCUGGUCUAUGCGAACGUAAAUUCCAUAUAAUUGUGGUAGCGAACGUGUUAAAUAUGUUCAUGUUCCUUUUAUCAAUAGUCUAAAUGUCAAUAUUAUUUUUUUGUAUAAUGAAUUUGCACAGUUACACACAACUAUAUCUUCAGGAAUAUAAAUUUUAUCAACUACCCCUAUGAGUGCCGAUGAUAGAAACUAAUCCAAACCUUUGUUGGACAUUUAGUUCUGUGCCUCAACACAAUGAUUCUCGCCGCCUUUUCCCUGUAUUUCAGUUGUAUCCCAGUCAACAAAGUUUUUCAUAGUACAAAACGAGGGUUAUUUUUGAGCUUAUCUCCAUGAGCUUUUCACCUUGAUCUUCGCUUGAUUUGUAGUGUUUAGUGAUGUAGCCUAACUGACAACGGAGAGUUGAAUCAUCACUGUCAUUGUCAUUACCAUGUACUUUGUACUUACUUCCCACUGAUGUAGCCGAGUCAUAUUGUUACAUUGUUGUUUAGUUUUAAACCGUCAUGAGUACUUUAAUGUUAAUGUUGUUGCAAUUGUUACAAUGCAUGUGUUUGUGUAUAUUGUUUAAGUCCUUCUAAGCUUGCGGAUCAGGACUACCAUGUUGAAAAUUAGAAGCUAGCGUAACGUCUAACGUGAAAUAAACAACUAGGCUCUUAUCUUACUUUGUAAAUAUGAAAGAAAUCAUAUAGUGCUAGAAUUUUACUCUUUUCCUGCACAUGUUCAUUAUAAUUUUUAGAUAUUAUUUGUGAAUUGUGUUGUAUAUGUUUAGAUGCCUUUAAAUGUUUAAAUUUGUCAAAAAUAUAAAUUUUAUAUAAGUUAAUUUUAUGAAAAGGGUUUAAUAAUUUAAUUAAAUAAGUUAAUGAUAUUUUUCAGAAAAUGUUUUCAUUGUUAUCAAAGUUAUGUUUUUUUCAGUCCUAUAUUUAUACUUGGACAAUAUUAUCGCUACUUGAUUCUGUCAAAGGAUCUGCUUAAUCUUAUUCAUUGUACUGUGUAAAUUUUUGUUGAUUUUCAAUUCUUUAAUAUUUUUCCGUUUUACAUAAUGUAUAAGUCAUAGAUUCUAAAAAUGUUAGAAUUUGUCUCGUCUAGCUUUAUUAAUUCUAUGGACAUUUUAUACAGUAAAUUUUAUCACAGUAUGUGUUAGCUGUUGUACAUAAGCAAAAUGGUUGUAUGUUUGUAUUUAAGUGUUCUGCAUGGUAACAUUUGAUUUUUUCUUUUUUAACUCGCACUUUAUCCAUGUACUUUUGCCAAGACAAAAAUAAACCGCUAAAAAUAUA
This is a messenger RNA of Macrosteles quadrilineatus (aster leafhopper), 3730 nucleotides long. RefSeq names its product calcineurin subunit B type 2. The coding region runs from base 93 to 605 and encodes 170 amino acids. The record is from RefSeq and is a predicted model, not a curated record. Gene Ontology annotation, molecular function: calcium-dependent protein serine/threonine phosphatase regulator activity; calcium ion binding. The transcript is spliced from 6 exons. Lineage: Eukaryota; Metazoa; Arthropoda; Insecta; Hemiptera; Cicadellidae.